Capsicum annuum is the source of this 1814-nucleotide messenger RNA. Its product is annotated as solute carrier family 25 member 44. Gene Ontology annotation, biological process: transmembrane transport. Lineage: Eukaryota; Viridiplantae; Streptophyta; Magnoliopsida; Solanales; Solanaceae. Bases 493 to 1518 code for a protein of 341 amino acids. The transcript has 2 exons. The record is from RefSeq and is a predicted model, not a curated record.
GAUGUGAACCGACACGUGUCCACCUUCCAAAAAACCCUCCGGUUUCAUGAAAUCCAUAAUAUACUUUCCUCUUUUUCUUCCAUUUCUCCAUUGUUCCGCCACCCAUAUAACCACCUCUUCACUAUUACACUCACUAUAAAUCAGCCAACUUUUUCUCACUAAGAAUGAUGGGGUUCAAUUUCCCUUUAUGCUCAUAGAAUUCAAUAGUAUACACAAACAGAUUGAUAUAGAGUCAUAUAGUGUGUGUAUACAUUGCAAUUUUAUAUGUGUAUGGCGAUUAUUGUUGAUUUCUGAGCUCGACCCAUUUGAGAUCUCAAAAUUGGGUGGUAUUUGGGGAAUAUUUGAUUUGAAGAAAUAGAAGGUUGCGUAGCGGGAGCUUUAGUGUACCGGCUGAAGGGUUUCAUAAAAAUAGUUGUUGGUUUGAGAUAAAGACUAAAGAAGCAAUUUUUGGCUGAUUUUGAAAACUUUAAGGAUUUGGGGAAGUGGUGGAAAAUGAGUAGUGUGAGUAUGGAGGAAGAUGAUUCAGCUUCAAAAAUUAAUCUUCCAGCAGAUAUACAUUGGGAGAUGCUUGACAAAUCUAAGUUUUUUUUCUUAGGAGCUGCGCUUUUUUCGGGGGUUUCAGGUGCACUUUACCCAAUUGUAGUGUUGAAAACUAGGCAGCAAGUUAUGAGUAGUCAAAUUCCAUGUCUAAAAAUGGCAGGAUCUAUGUUGAGGAGUGAAGGUUAUAGAGGAUUUUAUAGAGGUUUUGGUACUUCUCUUACAGGUACUAUUCCUGCUAGAGCACUUUAUAUGGGGGCACUUGAAUUGACAAAAAGUAGUGUUGGUAGUGCAACUGUUCAGUUGGGGUUCUCCGAGGCGUCGUCGUCUGCUAUUGCUAAUGCUGCUGCUGGUUUAAGCGCGGCGAUGGCAGCACAAUUGGUGUGGACACCAAUCGACGUUGUGAGUCAGAGGUUGAUGGUUCAAGGAAGUGGAAAUUCUAGUUGUGGUGUUGUUGGAUUGAAGUGUUAUAACGGUGGGAUCGAUGCGUUUAGGAAGAUUGUUUGUAGUGAUGGUUUGAGGGGAUUGUAUAGAGGAUUUGGUAUUUCAAUACUGACUUAUGCACCUUCAAAUGCAGUGUGGUGGGGUUCAUAUUCUAUUGCUCAUAGACUGAUUUGGGGUUCUAUUGGUUGCUAUUGUUGCAAGAAAGAUGAUGAGGGUGGUUAUAGGCCUGACGGGAAGGCGAUAGUGGCUGUUCAAGGGUUGAGUGCAGCAAUGGCUAGUGGGGUGUCUGCAUUAGUGACAAUGCCGCUCGACACUGUGAAAACAAGAUUACAAGUACUAGAUGAUGACUGUAGUAGUAGGAGAACACCAACAGUUUUACAGACAGUGAGGAAUUUAGUGAAGGAAGGUGGAUUUAGUGCUUGUUAUAGAGGAUUAGGUCCAAGAUGGGCAUCAAUGUCCAUGUCUGCCAUAACUAUGAUCACUACUUAUGAGUUCCUCAAGAAACUAUCCACCAAGAAUCAAGAAACCUUUGUUUGAUGAAAUCUUGCAUCGACAUUGAGCACAGAAAGCAUAGAGGGAAAAUAGAGCCCCACCGGACACACCGUGAAUCUGAAUUAGUCCGGCCAAUGAAUUUACAUGGCGCGAAUCCAGAUUAAUCGAUCAGUGGAUUCCGGACAGAAGAGAUCAAAACCUCAAGAAAAGGGAAAAUGGAGAAAGAUAGUUCUAUAUUUUGAAUCCUUUAUCAGCUUUCUUUUACUUAUCUUUUACCUAACCAAUGUAAAUUUUGUAAAGAAUGUAGUGGCAAUGUUAUGUCAAUUUCGCUUUUGUCUUCA